AUGAGAGGCAUCCGAAUAAAACUCGUCUAUUCGACGAAUCGUCUCGAGAAUUUCCGGUGCCUGACUAGGAUGACUCCUGCGUCAGAACUGGGUCCGGCCGAUGAACGAAGCUUCAAGUCUUCGAUUCUUCAAGAUGGCAAGUGGCGCCGCAGCGAUGAGGGAGACACCUCGUUGCGGCGGGGCCAAGCUCCAAAGAAGCCAGUCACGCAGGCAGGAGAAUCCCAGCUCCCACGGGGCCAAGAGGUGGCCGUCCGCGACGUUCCCGCCCGCGGAAAACCACACGUGAGAGCUCUUUGCUGUUUCAAGAAGAUGCCAGCAGGCAAACCCCUGCCUGUGACAGCUCAGGUACAGCUCCCUUUCUUUCAUCAUGCUUCAAGAAUAUGCGCGCUCCAUUUAUUUAUUUAUUUUGGCCUAAUUUCGUCGUGGAUUACUGCCUUCAAAAAUGGUGCCAAUAUACAUGGCCGGAGCUACGAAGAGUAA
Messenger RNA from Colletotrichum abscissum, 480 nucleotides. RefSeq lists its product as uncharacterized. The record is from RefSeq and is a predicted model, not a curated record. NCBI's taxonomy places the organism in Eukaryota, Fungi, Ascomycota, Sordariomycetes, Glomerellales, Glomerellaceae. The coding region runs from base 1 to 480 and encodes 159 amino acids. The transcript has a single exon.